Molecule: messenger RNA, 1692 nt
Organism: Pistacia vera
Lineage: Eukaryota; Viridiplantae; Streptophyta; Magnoliopsida; Sapindales; Anacardiaceae
Product: cytochrome P450 81Q32-like
Exons: 2
Coding region: 66-1571 (501 amino acids)
Molecular function (GO): monooxygenase activity; oxidoreductase activity, acting on paired donors, with incorporation or reduction of molecular oxygen; iron ion binding
Source: RefSeq, a predicted model, not a curated record
AACUGCUCUUGCAUCGAGAAGCAGAGCACAGCCAGGGUCUCCUCUCCAAGAAUUAGAAAGGACCUAUGGGCUCCUGGUACUUGUGCUUUCCAGUAUUCCUAGCUUUAUAUGUAAUCACGAAGCACUUCCUGAACAAAUUCCAAAACCUCCCACCAAGUCCCUUUCUUUCCCUCCCCAUUAUAGGUCAUCUCUACCUCUUGAAGAAACCUAUCCACCAGACUCUCUACAGAAUCUCCAAACAGCACGGUCCCAUAGCCUUCCUCCAAUUCGGGUGUCGCAAAGUUGUCGUAGUCUCAUCACCUUCUGCAGCAGAAGAAUGUUUGACCAAGAACGACAUCAUCUUUGCCAAACGCCCUCGCAUGACCAUUGGAAAGAUUCUAGGCUAUAAUUACACCAUCUUAUCUUGGGCUCCUUAUGGUGAUCACUGGCGAAAUCUCAGAAAAAUCGCUGCCCUUCAAAUAUUGUCAAUUUCUCGUCUCCAAAUGUUCUCUGGUAUACCAGUUGAUGAGGCCAAGAUACUGAUUCGCAAGCUAUUACAUAAUCAAGACCAGUCUGUUGAACUGCGGACGAUGUUUUUUGAGUUAACACUAAACGUCAUGAUGAGAAUGAUUGCUGGAAAGCGAUAUUACGGUGAUAACAUUGCAGAUCUUGAGGAGUCAAAGAGGUUUAAGGAGAUUCAUAGAGAGACAUUUAAAUUAGCUGGAACGCCAUGUAUAGGAGAUUACUUACCGUUGUUCAAGUCUAAGAAACUGGAGAACAUGUUGAUCAAGUUUCAGAGAAAGAGAGACGAGUUCAUGCAGGGUUUGAUUGAAGAGCAUAGAAGAAGAAGAAGAGGAAGUGGUCAUGAUUCCGAGACUGAUAGAAAGAAUACGUUGAUUGAAGUUUUGUUGGGGCUACAAGAAUCAGAACCUGUAUACUACAACGACGAGAUCAUCAAAGGCCUAAUGCUUAUAAUGUUAUUGGCUGGCACAGACACCACAGUAAAUGCUAUAGAAUGGGCACUUACACUUUUGCUAAACCAUCAAGAAGUCCUUGAGAAAGUCCAAAAAGAAAUUGACAAACAUGUAGGUCAGGAACGUCUGAUAGAGGAAUCAGAUCUGGCUCAGCUUCCUUGUCUCAGUAACAUCAUCAACGAGACAAUGCGUAUGUACCCGCCAUCCCCACUUUUAUUACCUCAUGAAUCGUCUGAGAAGUGCGUAGUUGGAGGAUUUCACAUUCCACAAGGGACAAUCUUGUUUGCAAAUUUGUGGGCUAUACAAAAUGAUCCAAAGCUUUGGGCCGAUCCAACAAAGUUUAAGCCAGAGAGGUUUGAGGGAGUAGAGAGGGGUAGAGAUGGGUUCAGAUUGAUGCCAUUUGGGUCAGGGAGAAGAGGGUGUCCUGGAGAAGGUUUAGGGUUGACAAUGUUUGGGUUGGUUUUGGGGUCAAUGAUUCAAUGCUUUCAGUGGAUGAGGACUGGGGAGGAGAUGGUGGACAUGACGGAAGGGGCUGGAUUAACAUUGUCAAAGGCUCAACCCUUGCAUGCUAAGUGCCGCCCACGUCCAAUCAUGUUCAACUUGCUAUCUCAAAUUUGAAUGGUAUGGUUAUAAAUUUGUCUGAAAAGCUAUUGUGAUGUGCAAAUACAAUGAGUGAAGAUGUGAAAAUAAAAAGGUUUGACGAAUUCUGACACUCAUAAGUUGUUCAUAACCAUUUAAU